GGUCUUCAUGAAGCCUACUUGACCUGCACCAAGUAACUCUGUGCUAUGAGGACACAAUUGCCCGCCGGCGCACCAAGUCUCGCGACCGGGCGAAUGACGCGGGUUUCACGGCCAAUUCUAGCAGCUUGGACGAAAAAAGUGCAACACGAUCACUAUUUCAAGGAGGCAAAGAAAGCGGGGUACGUGUCACGGGCGGCUUACAAGCUCCUAGAAAUUCAAGACAAGCAUAAAAUCAUCAAGCAAGGCGGCACGGUACUGGACCUGGGAUGCAGUCCGGGCGCGUGGCUGCAGGUGGCGUGUCAACAGAUCGGGCCGCGGGAGCGCGGCGGCACGGUGCUAGGCGUGGACAUCCAGCCGGUCACAGUGCCGGAGCGCUUUUGCGACGCGCGCGUGAGGGUGAUGCAGGCUGACGCACGGACGCUGCCGCCGUCGUUGCUUGCGGAGUAUGCGCCCGGGGGUUUUGACACGGUGCUGUCUGACAUGCUCCAGUUCACCAGCGGCGUCAACGACGUUGAGCUGUCGCUGGAGCUGGCGGGUACGGCGCUGCACAUCGCCACCGGGUACCACUUUGAUGUGUAUGGCGAGGCAUAUGUGCAGCAGGUGGGCUUCCGCCACACGGGCUUCCUGCGGCCCGGCGGCGCGUUGGUGAUGAAGGUGUAUGAGGGCACUGGCGUGACUGAGUUCGUUCGCGACAUGCAGCGCUACUUCACCAAGGUGGUGCGCAUGCGUGUGGACGCGUCAAGAUCCAUGAGCCGGGAAUUCUACGCAGUGGGGUUGGGGCGCAAGCCUCCGCCGAAGCAGCAGCAGUGAUGAUGAAGCCUGCGAGGGCAUGCGACGGCGGCAGCAGCGGCCUGAUAGCGUGGCAGGACUAGUAAGCCAAAUGGCUCGGGGCUUUGCUCGAUCGAUGGACGGGGGCAGGGGGUUCUGAUGUUGGUUGCGGCGCACGCUACUGGAGGUUCGCAGGGGCUGCUCGGCGGCGCAUGGCGGCGGGGCUGCCCCGGCUGCCCUGGCUGACGUAUGUCUGGACACGCACACGGCGUAGUGGUCGGCUGGUCGCGCAUGUCCCAGAAGCACCCGACAUUGGGGAGUGGAGCAUACGUACUCCGGUGCAUAUGGGGAUGGUGCCUGGAAUGCGGCGAAUGCGGCAGCAGGCAGAAGGCACGGUCACGGAGGCGGUGUCUACAGGUGUGGAAUGAUGGCAUGGUAGCUGGAGUUGUGCAGCGUGUCACGAUUACCGAGUACCAGCUAGAGUGGGGCCUCUGCACGGCUGGAGGAAUGGGGCAAGUGUAGAACAGCGUCGCGCAGGUGCAGGAUUGGAGGGACCGUCCGACCUGGCGGCAAGGCCUUGACGGCGUGGCAUUGGUGUUGGGUACGCCGAGUAUACCGUACGGUUGUCGGUGUUGCUGUGAUGCAGUACCGGUAAAGGGGUGGCAAGCGCACAUGUGUAUGGUCCCUGGGCGCUACCAUGAGAGCCCACAAAGAAUGUCGGUUUGUGACAUUUAUGCGGAGAAUGUGUGGUGCAAGAGCAGGUGUGCACCCUUGGGGUGCAGUGCUAUGCGAGAGCGCAGGGGUCACGUCGGGCAAAUCAAAAGCGUUGAUUUUCAGGUGCAUGCAAGUCCGCGGAGGCGUGCAUGUACCGUAUGGCCCCACGUACACGUGUAAAUGUGCUGCGUUUUUGUAACUCGAAGCUUAGGGACA
This is a messenger RNA of Chlamydomonas reinhardtii, 1698 nucleotides long. RefSeq lists its product as uncharacterized. Lineage: Eukaryota; Viridiplantae; Chlorophyta; Chlorophyceae; Chlamydomonadales; Chlamydomonadaceae. Bases 94 to 810 code for a protein of 238 amino acids. Gene Ontology annotation, molecular function: rRNA (uridine-2'-O-ribose)-methyltransferase activity. The record is from RefSeq and is a predicted model, not a curated record. Gene Ontology annotation, biological process: RNA methylation. The transcript has 10 exons.